AUGGCUUCCAAUCGCGCUCGAGUGCCCGACCAGGCCUCUCCAAUCCACCGUCUGGCGAUCAAGCCUCUCUUCGACAGCCUCCCACCUCGCGACAAGCUCUAUGCUCACUACCUCUCACAAGCAGCCUGGCAUGGAGCGCGCAUCAUUCUGUGCCAAACCUCUCUAGAAUCCGAAGCCAUCUUCGACUUCAUCAUAAAGGCCUAUCGUGCGUGCGAGGGCGAGUGGAGCCAGUUCGAGGAUGUAUGCGCGGUGACCGACGACGAAUUCAAGGCUUUUUUGAGCUAUGCUGGGCUAUUCCUGUACAAUCUCGGAAACUUCUAUGGUGAGGGAGGCCAGAAGUUUGUGCCUGAUCUCUGCAAGGAGUCUCUGCAGAAGAUUGUGGGAUGCGUGGGUAUGACAGGAUCUGCUGCUGAGGACUUAGUUGAGGGCAUGACUGCAGUACCUCCACAGAACACAGGAUAUCCAAGCGAUACUGUUGUGUCGAGCUACUACCUAGGCGACCGCAUUACCCGCACAGAAAUCGCUGAACUCCAGCUAAUCAUGCAGGAAGAAGGCAUCGAGCCGGAGAAUACCAGAGUGCGGAAGACAAUAGAAGAUGGGAGCGCUGUGUAUGAAGUCCUCCAGGCCUCAUACGAUACAAGCAUUCGCCCUCUUGCCACAGCAGGACGACUUGGCGGCUCGACGGUUCUAUUCAAGAAAGGAGAUCAUCGGAACCAGGUGUCUACUAUUGGCCACUUCCUCGGCCGCGCCGGCAUGUACGCACAGAACCACAACCAGAGGUCCAUACUCGAUCAAUACAUACGUAGCCUCAUAAGCGGAGAUCUCCGAGAAUAUCGACGAGGCCAGGAGCUCUGGGUCAAAGACAAAUCCCCAUCAAUCGAACACAUUCUCGGCUUCGUUGAAACCUAUCGCGAUCCUCAUGGCGUACGAGCGGAAUGGGAAGGCGUGGUAUGUAUCGCGGAUCCAGAAGAAACAAAGAAGAUGGAAGUCUUCGUGGCUAGUGCAGCGAAGUUCUGUACCUUGUUACCUUGGGCGACGGCGGAGAACGAAGGCAAGGGCUUGUUCGAGAAGGACGUGGUUGUCAUACCCCAAUGUGCUAUUGUGCAUGCUCUGACAGUCUGCUGCCCGUAUGUUUGGGAAGCGUCAAACCUGCCCAACUACAACGACAUCCGCGAAAACCACGGCUCAAAGAACAUCAUCAUCGCCAACCGAAUGAGCGCGAAUCGCAACUCCUCCGGCGCAUCCAUCUACCUCCAACCCCCAGACCGCGAACUCUACCGCCAAAACCUCCAUACCAUCCGCUUCGCCGCAACAGUUAUCCACGAACUCCUCGGCCACGGCACCGGAAAACUCCUCAGCGAAACAACCCCCGGUAACUUCAACUUCGACGUCACGAACCCGCCGAUCGACCCUUUGACGAGCCAAACGGUGGCCUCCUGCUACCACCCCAACGAAACAUACUGGAGCAUAUUCGAAGACAUUGCCAAUUCAGUUGAGGAGUGUAGGGCUAUACUCAUGUCAGUUUACCUCAUCGACAACAAAGAGAUAUUCGCAAUCUUCGGGUACGAUGAACACAGUGCGCUGACGGCCGACGACUUGAUAUAUCUUUCCUAUUUACACCUCGGUGUCGAGGGUCUCCGUUCGCUCGAACACUACAACCCCGAUGACAAGAAGUGGACCCAAGCACACAGCCGAGGUUACUUCGCCAUCUUCAAACACCUCCUCACGGAAGGCAACGGUGUACUCACAGUCCACCAUAACGCUAACACAUCCGCCCUACACGUCACCGUUGACAGAACCAAAAUCAUCUCCCACGGUAAACCCGCGCUGGGUCGCUUGAUGUGUAACCUGCAUAUCUGGCGGUGCACAGCGGAUAUCGAGGCGUGUCGACCGUUUUAUGAGACGUUGACGAGUGUGGAGGGUGUACAUGAGGAGUGGAGAAGCGUUGUGGUGACGAGGCCAGAGCGGAGGGCGAAGUUCGUGCAGGGGAAUACGUUCCUGAAGAAGAAUGGGGAGAUGGAGUAUAGGGAGUACGAGGAGAGUGAUGAGGGAAUCAUUAAGUCUUGGGCUGAGAGGGGGAUUUUGUGA
Molecule: messenger RNA, 2088 nt
Organism: Alternaria novae-zelandiae
Lineage: Eukaryota; Fungi; Ascomycota; Dothideomycetes; Pleosporales; Pleosporaceae
Exons: 5
Coding region: 1-2088 (695 amino acids)
Cellular component (GO): cytoplasm
Molecular function (GO): dipeptidyl-peptidase activity
Source: RefSeq, a predicted model, not a curated record